This is a messenger RNA of Trichomonas vaginalis G3, 969 nucleotides long. RefSeq names its product epidermal cell fate specification. Lineage: Eukaryota; Parabasalia; Trichomonadida; Trichomonadidae. Gene Ontology annotation, cellular component: nucleus. Gene Ontology annotation, molecular function: protein binding. The record is from RefSeq and is a predicted model, not a curated record. The coding region runs from base 1 to 969 and encodes 322 amino acids. The transcript has a single exon.
AUGGAAUUCGAAGGGAGCGGAAUUUCUAUUUCACCUCUUCAGAACAUUCGACUUCCAUGGAAUCCAUACGCGUUGGCAUUUAAUUCUAUCUUUUCUCAGGAAAAAAGAUUAGUUAUCUGUUCAUUUGAAAAGAAAAUUCAAAAUCAAAUUCAAAUUUAUCGAUUUAAUGGAGACAAUAUUGCCGCAGAAGGCAUAACAAGCAUUGACUAUCCGCAAAUUGCAUGUCAAUUUUCUCCAUUGGGCUCUCAAGAUACGACAGAUUUAUUUAUAACUUGUGCAAACACAUUAAAAUUAUGGCAAUGUCAGCCAGGAGAGAUCAAUCUUCUUUCUGAUGUCACUAUUGCUCCAGAUAAUUCACCAUUGACUGGUCUUGAUUGGUCAACUUAUGAUGAAACUAAAGUUGUAUGCUGUAGCUCAGAUUGCUCUGCAACAUGUGUUGAUAUAUCAAUGGCCCAGCCUACUACAAGAAUUAUGGCGCAUGAUCACCCAAUUCAUGACAUUAAAUUUGUUGGAUCAACACCCACAUUUGUUACAUGUGGAUUUGAUGGUUCAAUGAGAUUCUUUGAUAUACGCGAGCUAGAAUCAUCCGUUAUUUAUUACCAAACUGCUCUUCCUUUAAUGAGAUGUGCAGUUUCACCGUAUGAUGCAACAAAGAUCGCUGCGUUUUCAUACAAUUCGCAUUGCAUUGUUAUAAUAGAUACUAGACAGCCCGGAAUUCCUGUUUCAGUCGUUAAAGAACAAGAAGGAUCCGUCAGUGCUAUUAGCUGGGGACUUUCUUUCGAAAAUCUACUUUUAUCAUCAAAUCUUAACGGAAAUAUUUACUCUUCGACUAUUAAUCAGGGUCCAGAACCUCAAGUUUUUAUUUCUUACAUGCAUGACAAAGAAAUUCAGUCAGUUGCAAACCAGAGAUUAUAUUGUGCUAUAACAUCUACAAAAAGCCUUUCAUUGCUCAAAAUGAAUAAUUUUUAA